AUGCUGCGCCACAUUUAUGUGGCUGUGUGGCAGCAAUUCAAGAUGGUCGCCGCAAAGAAACACGUCCCGAUCGUCAAGAAGCACAAUGCGCGCUUCAACCGCCACCAGAGCGACCGCUUCAUGCGUGUCGAUCCCAGCUGGAGGAAACCAAAGGGAAUCGACAACCGAGUGCGAAGAAGGUUCAAGGGCCAGGCUGCCAUGCCAAAGAUCGGCUAUGGCUCCAACAAGAAGACCCGCCACAUGACGCCCUCGGGCCACAAGGCCUUCCUCGUCAAGAACACCAACGACGUCGAGCUCCUCCUCAUGCACAACCGCACCUACGCCGCAGAGAUCGGACAUGCUGUGUCGGCAAGGAAGCGAGUGGACAUUGUUGCCCGCGCGCGACAACUUGGUGUGAAGGUGACGAACGGCAAGGCGAAGGUGACGACCGAAUCGUAG
Molecule: messenger RNA, 438 nt
Organism: Eremomyces bilateralis CBS 781.70
Lineage: Eukaryota; Fungi; Ascomycota; Dothideomycetes; Eremomycetales; Eremomycetaceae
Exons: 6
Coding region: 1-438 (145 amino acids)
Biological process (GO): translation
Cellular component (GO): cytosolic large ribosomal subunit; ribosome
Molecular function (GO): structural constituent of ribosome
Source: RefSeq, a predicted model, not a curated record